Uranotaenia lowii is the source of this 883-nucleotide messenger RNA. Its product is annotated as farnesol dehydrogenase-like. The coding region runs from base 3 to 740 and encodes 245 amino acids. The record is from RefSeq and is a predicted model, not a curated record. The transcript has 2 exons. Lineage: Eukaryota; Metazoa; Arthropoda; Insecta; Diptera; Culicidae.
UCAUGGAUCGUUGGGUUGGAAAGAUAGCCGUGGUGACUGGAGCUAGUUCUGGAAUCGGUGCCGCCACAGCUAAGGAAUUGGCCCGUUCCGGCAUGAUUGUGGUCGGUAUGGCGCGGCGUGUCCAUCUCAUUGAAGCGUUGCGCAACGAGUUGCCGACAGGUGCCGCAGACCGCCUACACGCCGUCAAGUGCGAUGUUAGGAAGGAGGAGGAAAUUCUGACCGCGUUUGCCUAUGUUAAAAGCAAGUUUGGUGGCGUUGAUGUGCUAGUAAAUUGUGCGGCAGUAACGAGUAUUAAAACCAAUCUACAGAUUGGAAACACGCAGGACGUUAACGACAUCUACGAUACCAACGUGAUCGGGAUGAUCCUUUGCAGCAGAGAGGCGUACUUGUCCAUGAAAAGUCGAUCUGUUGAUGGACAUAUUAUUCAAAUGGGCAGCAUUGCGGGGCAUCAGAUUUACGAUGCCCCAAUGAUGUCGAUCUAUAGCCCGAGCAAGUUCGCCGUCAUCGGACUUACCGAAGCAAUGCGGAUUGAGCUGAGAAAUGAUAAAACGGGAACGAAAGUUACUUGCAUUAGCCCCGGAUUAACGAGCCCGGGUAUAUACCGGGAUGUGCCUGGCGUUGAAAACCUUCCAUCACUGCAGCCAAGCGAUGUGGUCGAUGCGAUCAAAUAUGCCCUCGAUACUCCCCCGCGGGUGCAAGUCCAUGAAGUUAUUGUUCGUCCAGUGGGUGACACGUUCUAAGAUCAAAUAGGAAUUUUGAGGGUUUUGUUUUCGGUGUUUUGGAACUUUUGGGUAAAAAAUAUAUUGAGUUUAAAAAAACCCGGUUUUAAAUACCUAUUAUAUAAAAUUCUCUUGUAACGGUGCUCGUAGUACUACUCCUCCGA